Anopheles moucheti is the source of this 1782-nucleotide messenger RNA. RefSeq names its product lipid storage droplets surface-binding protein 1 (gene Lsd-1). The record is from RefSeq and is a predicted model, not a curated record. Gene Ontology annotation, cellular component: lipid droplet; cytosol. Gene Ontology annotation, biological process: positive regulation of triglyceride storage; lipid storage. NCBI's taxonomy places the organism in Eukaryota, Metazoa, Arthropoda, Insecta, Diptera, Culicidae. Bases 37 to 1530 code for a protein of 497 amino acids. The transcript is spliced from 6 exons.
GUGGUGUGACGAGCGACUGCACGUGUUCGCACCGUGAUGGUGGUGAUACGCAGUACGGUUUUCUUACUGUCGGUCAAAUUCAUCGUUUCAGUACACCGUCAGCUGAAGCGGCAACACUCCGGUCUGCCACAGAUGGAGUCACUGUCACGCUUCAGCAGCAUCCCGGUUGUCGAGACCGGCAUCAAAACGGCCGGCAGCGUGUAUGAACGGGUGAAAACAAGCAACGGCCUGUUGACCUGGGGCUUCGAGACGGCCGAAUCACUGACGUACGCGCUGAUCGAUUCGUUGCGUCCGGCGACAAAGAUGAUCCAGGGCCCGCUGCACCAGCUGGACAGUAUCAUGUGCAAAAGCCUCGAUCUGGUGGAGCAGAAGGUACCUUCGAUGUAUCUGCCGCCGGAGAUGAUGUUUUGGAACACGAAGGAGUACAUGUCCGAUCAUCUGAUGAAACCGGUCCUGUCGAGGGCAAAUUCGAUGAAAAACUUGGGCCACGCUGUGUUGGAAUCCCGUGUUUCCAACUAUGCCGCUGGCCGUAUCGAUGGAGCGUUGGUCGUUUGCGACAAAUAUGUUGAGCGAUACCUGCCGACGGAACCGCAGGAUCAACCGGACUCCGGUAUCGCUUAUGCAGGCACGUACCGACCAGCACGACUAUCAUCCGAUUCCGGUGACCUGCACGACCCCAAACGGCAUGAUAGGACUGCACGCCACCAAUCAUUGCAUGCUGAUUGUGCGCCCAAACGUAAUGUUCGAAAGGCGCUGGCCAAAAGCAACACUGGUAUCGCAUGCAGUGCUGGAGCACAGGCGGACGAUUCCAACCAGAUGCAUGUGGUACAAACGUUCCACCGCGGCCAGCAGCUGUCCCGUAAGCUGAAGCGCCGUCUCACGUUUCGUACGCGCCAGGAGCUGAGCGCACUGAAGAAGCAAAGUACCGAGGCGGUGCACGUGGUUGCGUACGCAGCCGAACUUAUUGCUACCAAUCCCCGGGAAGCGAUGCAGAAAGCCGUUGAGCUGUGGCGUUACCUUAGCAAAGAUGAGCCAGAAAACCAGGCCCGUCCCCGCACACUCGAACAGCUGGCCGUACUGUUGACCCGCGAAUCUGCCCGCAAGGUGGUGCAUCUGAUCAACUUCGUCACCGGUGCGGUGACACGUGUCCCGAAAGCGGUCCGUGCGCAGACGCGCGAAAUUGUGCACCACUUCCUGUUCGCAACCGAGCAGCUAAUGAAGACGGUCCAUCUGGAGAAGGCGAAGGCUGCAACACUGUCGGAAGCGAGUGGGCUAGUGCACCGAAUUCAACACACCUACGACGAUCUGCAGAAUCAAACGAACCUGGCAUUGCAUGGUCAGCUAUCGCUGGCUAACAUUGAUCGGCACGAUUUUAUCCAUUGGCUUUUGUUGAAAGUGGAACGUUUGGCCGUCUUCCUUUCGGGCCGUCUUGAAGCGGAGAAGAUCACCACCAGUGGAAAUCCUCGCCGUCGCAUACAACCCCGUACCAACAGCAAUCCAAUGAAUUCCAACAUAAACGGUGUGUACUAGGAGUGCAUGAGUCUGUUCAGGCUCUACAGCAUACACACCCCGCUUUUCCCAGGGGAACCUGUUAAUGCCACCAUUACCCACAUGCGGGAAAUCGUUAUCUUGUUUCCAGCUAGCUACUUCUUAGUAUAAGUGGAUUUUGUUUUGUUAAUACUGUUACAUUUGUUGUUCUGUUUGUGUUUGUUGUGCUACAAACGGUGCUAAAGAGUCUCGAUAAACAAACGUGAAACAGAAAUCAUUGCUUCGUUACUAAAC